Messenger RNA from Sinocyclocheilus anshuiensis, 637 nucleotides. RefSeq names its product solute carrier family 38 member 3a (gene slc38a3a). The record is from RefSeq and is a predicted model, not a curated record. The coding region runs from base 284 to 637 and encodes 117 amino acids. The transcript has 5 exons. NCBI's taxonomy places the organism in Eukaryota, Metazoa, Chordata, Actinopteri, Cypriniformes, Cyprinidae.
UUAUAAACCCGUCAAAACCGACUCACGGGCUCCAAGUCAAUGAGAAUAACGGCAGUAAUUCAUAGAGGACGGUCCUCACAUCCCCAUCCUCAAGUUUUGUGGUGUUACAUGUUUUAUCCGAGGUAAACCACGGGGAGAGAGCUUCAUCUGAAGGACGUUUCUCAGAAAUUCACCAUUAACAGAAAAUCCGUCCGGGAAACAAGGGACAGACACAAAGUUUCUCUAUAGAUCUUCCUCUCUCACACACGCACACUUGAAGACCGAGAAUAAUCGCUCUGAAAGCAUGGAGCCCGCCGAGAUGAACACUAUCCCCAACGGGAAGGGGCACGGAGCUGGCGAGGAGACUACUGUGACUGCAAUAAAAAGCCAAUCAGAAGAUGCAGCUCAGGAACUUGUUCCAAAUAGCACUGAAAAUGCCAGUACUGACAGAACUCCAGGUAAUGCAGAGGCAAAUCUGGCAGAAAGCUCAGAGUUCCUGUCCAACGCAGAUGACAAGAAAACCCCUCACUUCACGGAUUUUGAGGGAAAGACUUCUUUUGGGAUGUCUGUCUUCAACUUGGGAAACGCCAUCAUGGGAAGUGGAAUUCUGGGUUUAGCAUAUGCAAUGGCUAACACGGGCAUUGUCCUCUUUGUGUAA